Molecule: messenger RNA, 2508 nt
Organism: Lytechinus variegatus (green sea urchin)
Lineage: Eukaryota; Metazoa; Echinodermata; Echinoidea; Temnopleuroida; Toxopneustidae
Exons: 5
Coding region: 75-794 (239 amino acids)
Source: RefSeq, a predicted model, not a curated record
AGACUCUUGUUCUCAAUGAGGAUCUCAGUGAACGUCCGUUUGCAUCGCGUGAUCUCGCUCAGUUCAUCUGUAAGAUGAAUCAUCUAGAGAAGCUCACACUCUACGGUCAGUAUCAUGAUGACUUCUACUCAACAGCAUCAUCGAUGGCAACAACUACAAAGCAAAUAGACACUCUUGAUCUCUAUGCUGAUCCCAGUGAACGUCCGUCUGCAUUACGUCACCUUGCUCAGUCCCUUUGUACAUGUUGUAAGAUGAAUCAGCAUCAUGAUGACUUCUACUCUUCAUCAUCCUCGAUGGCCUCGACUGCAAAGGAUCAAUGCAACACGAGCUCAACUUUGACUGAUCUGACCGUUACUCAUGUGACACUGAAAAGAUGGCAGGAUUGUGGAUCGAUGUUUGACAAUGUGAAGAGGAUAACCAUACAGGUACAGGGCACGAUCAGAUGUGACGUCAUCCAGAGAAUCCAUCUACCAGCAGUGACAGAAGUCACCAUUCAAACAAAUGAGCGUAGAUUUCGCCCGGUUUCUCUCCGAUAUGAUCCCACUUCACUACCCAAUGCAUUCCACAAGGUCUCAUCUCAGCUUGUCAAGGUCACAUUCACAGAUCUCAACAUCGGUAACGAUCAGACCGAACACACAAUUCAAGCUUUCAGAUCAACACACGAUCUCAAACAUCUUAGGAUCCUGGGAUUCAUAAGAUGUGGGACUGAUGAGAGCUUAGAUCCUUCUAGCAUUGAUUCUAAUGAUGAACAUAGGAUACAGGUGGAGAUAGUACAUGGCAAACAAGAGAGGUAGUACUUUCGAAGAUGAAGUUGCGGCAUCAAGGCCAUGACGACUCAGACGAUCCUAACAUGGCAGCCAACAUGAAACAAAGGGGUUGUUUUUAUUUCGGUUUAUCGUACAGUAUUCGGAAUAGUUAAAUAGGUAGAUAUGAUCCCGCUGUCGAUCAGUUGGCAACGUCAUGAACGUCAUGACUUGUACUAUGACAGCUAAAUGACCGACCUGGGCGUUAUACCAGGGGGUAUUAAAAUGCAUCUGAUGUUAUAGGGCUCCAUGGUGUCAGUACACUUUGUCAAAAAAGGACAACAUAUGUUUGGAGCCGAGUAAAUUAACAUUUUUCAAUUUUAUGUGGUUCAAUCAAGUUUUAUAUUAUUGUAAAUUCAUUAAACAUUACAAAAUUGUAUAAUUUAAAAAGUAAAAAAAGAAAAAAACAGAGUAAUGGACAACAUCGACUCUCUCAAUUGCAUAUUAUUGCUUAUAGCUAUUUUGAGUAAAAAACGAAACUUUGUCAAAUCUUUUUUAUUUCACUUCCGAUAAUUUUCAGCGUAAUGCUCAGUCGUUAGAUUUUUCUUUACUAAUUAAAAUCAACUUUUUUCUAAGGUGGACCUGACCCUUUUUUCCCCCGAUCAGAUAUAAACUUUCGUUAAGAAAUUAUUGAAUUUUCGUUCACAAUCGAAUUUUUGAUGCAAGAUACGGUAUGCUAAUUUUCUUGUUUAUUUAUUUUACAUUUAUUUUUCACAUUGCUGUGAUCUUGGUUAGAAACAAGUUAUCGUUUUAAUGUCUGAUAUGAGAAAGAAUGUUGUAUCUACAUAUCCUUUGUAAAUAUGGUAACUACAUGAUUUGUAUAAAAACUAGUUUUAGGUGAGAAAUGUAAGCUACCUAAUACUAUAUGUGUUUAUUAAAGUAACAAUUAUUUACAUUGCUGAUUGCAUCAUUGGUUCGAUGACUUGUAUAUGUAGCAUUUAGAUUGAUCGGCUAAAAUUACUCCGAUGACUAUGUCAUCUCAUAAUUUCAUUUAAUUUUUAAAUCGUUCAUUUCCCGCGAUUACACUAUGCAGGCCGGGGCCGCGGAACUGUUUUCAAAGUGUGUGGGUGUGGGGGCUGACCAUGCACAAAAUCACAAUCAUAUGGUCAUUUUAACGUUUUCGCGGCCCCUGCUAUGUUUUGUUUGUACAUCUUCCCAUAAUAAGCAGUACAACAAAGACAAUCAAUCAUACAAACUGGUAUGAAUGGAGGAUGUUGCAUGAAGAGCGUAUCCUCUAUUUAAAAUAAUCGUGUAAGGAGUUUAAAUAAUUAAAACAAAAGGUAUGAAAUUAAAAAGUAAUGACACAAAAGAGAUCAAGAUAACCAUUUCUGUCAGUAAAGGGCAGUAAAAUGAAUGUGAAGUACAUGGCAUACCUUAAACAGGCGUGCAGGAAACCAUGGGUUAUCAGUCACAAAUGGUUCGCAAUUAAAGUUGAAGUAAAAAAGAAUGAUGUUCAACAUGUUAAACAAUCUUUACAAACCUCACAAUGUUGCUGGUUGCUGCAUAAGUAUCGAAUCUUACAGUACCGGGUGUAAAUUGUAUAAAAGAUGUGGUACAUGUAUAUACUAAUGAGCAUUAUGUUGCUUGAACGUAACUCUGUGUAUUUUUGUUGUUUUUUUUGUUUUCCAUUGCUGUAAUUGUUCUUAUAUUUGGAGUACGCCUAACAAGCGCACGUGAUAUGAUGUUGUAUAUACAUCUCUAUGUC